AUGACAAUUAUUAUUGUUCUUUUCCUAACCCCAAUUCUCAUAGCCUACUUUCUCAAUUACACAUAUUGGCUAAGACGUGGAAUUCCAACCCCACUAGGUUAUCCGAUCUUGGGAAAUGUUUUGGAUAUGUUCAGCACCACCCAUCCACCACCACUGAAACUUCAAGAAUAUACGAAAAAAUAUGGAAAAUACUAUGGAAUCACUGAAGGUUUAUCGAGAGUUCUAGUUGUUAGUGAUGUCGAGAUGAUAAAUGAGAUAUUUUUGAGACAAUUUGAUAAUUUUUACGGAAGGAAAUUGAAUAAUUUGCAAGGAAAUCCGGAAAGAGAUGAGUGUUUGAAUGUUUUUCAAUCGCAAGGAUAUCGGUGGAAAAGGUUGCGGAAUUUGUCAAGUUCCUCGUUUUCUAGUAAUAGUUUGAGGAAAAUGAGGGGGAUUGUUGAGGACUCGGUUUUUGGAAUUAUUGAUCAUUUGGAUAGGUAACAUGACGAAAUAAAAAAAACGUUUUUUUUUAACGUUAAAAAACCAAAAAAGUGAUUGACGAACAGUAUUUUUAUUCAUUUUUCACCAUUUUCUCAACACACUGAAUAAAGUGAAGCUAAAACACGUUUUAGUGUCCAGAAAUGUCACUCCAAGCUCUUUCAAUGAGUCUUAAAGUCAAAUCAAGCCUUCAAAAUCAAAUUGUUGAUUUUCGAAAAUUUUCACACUCGCUCAAGCAAGCAAUCGCGACAAGACCCAACGCAUUAAAUUUAUCAUGUUCCUUUAAUACUGUAGUGCGAAACAUAACGGCGAACAGAAAGAAUUAGACAAAAGUGUUUACACAGUUUUUUCAUUCGCAAAUUUUUCGUUUUACAGUAGCAAAACACUCAUUGUUACAUUUUCGAAACUUUUUUUUUUGAAAAUUUUUCGAAAAUCACCAAUUUCAUUUUUUGGGAGUUGUGAGGCUUGAUUUGUCGUUUAGGCUGAUUAGAAGGUCUUGAAAGAGCAUUUCUGGACACUAAAAUGCGUUUUAGCUUCACUUUAAUAAAUUGGGAAUGUGUUAAGAAAAUGGUGAAAAAAUGAAUAAAAAUACCGUUCGUGAAUCACUUUUUCGGUUUUUUAACGUUAAAAAACGUUUUUAUUUUCCGUGAAUAAGUAGUGAAAUACAGCUUUCUCUACAGAAUCUCGAAGGACGAAAUCGACAUGCUUGAAAUCUACCAAGAGUUCACAAUGGAUGUAAUCGGGCGGAUUGCGAUGGGACAGGAGGGCUCCAAGCUCUUCCGGAAUCCCCUUCUCAUUCCAGUUCGUGAAAUAUUCGGGCACAAUCGAAGUCUACUUUAUACAAUCGGCAAUAUUCUACCGCCAUUUUUGGCUGAGAUUUUGCGAUGGUUUAUGAUGCGAUAUUCGAUGCUUGGGCUGAGUCCAGCUGUUGAAAUACAUCGGGUAAUUCGGGAAGCUGUUUUGGAGAGAAUCAGGAAUCCUAGAACAACAGAAUUAUCAGAGGAGCCCAGAGACUUUAUAGAUCUAUUUCUCGAUGCUAAAACUGAUGUGAGAUCUGAGAGUUCCUUGGAAUUUUCAAGAACUUCAGCUUCAGAGGUCAAAAUCGAGAAAAACCUAACUUUUGAAGAGAUCAUCGCACAGUGUUUCAUAUUUCUUGUUGCUGGAUUUGAUACAGCUUCCCUGGCAUUGGGGUAUACUUCAUACUUGUUAGCUUUGAAUCCGGAAGCGAUGCGGAAAGCGCAAAAAGAGAUUGAGGAAGUCUGCGGGGAGGAACAGGUUAGAAUUUUUGAUAAAAUUAAACUUGCAUAUUUAUUUACAGAGCAUAAGUUUCGAUCAAUUGUCUAGACUCAAAUAUCUUGAAGCGGUUAUCAAAGAAACACUUCGAUUAUAUCCGCUGGGUUCAUUGUAAGUGUUUAUUCUUUCUGAAUCCUAAAAAAAAAUCACGAUAAAAUUCCAGAGGAAAUGGUAGAAGAUGUAUGAAGAGCACCGAAGUUUGUGGAAUUCGAAUCGAAAAAGAUACAAAUAUUCUAGUUGAUACGUGGAGUCUACAUUAUGAUAAACAAAUUUGGGGAGAAGAUUCGAAUGAAUUUCGACCGGAAAGAUGGAAUGAUCAGCAAAUGAAAAAUGGAGCAAAUUAUUUACCAUUUGGUUUUGGGCCAAGACAAUGUAUUGGAAUGAGAUUGGCUAUGACGGAAGAGAAAUUGAUUUUGGCGCAUAUUUUGAGAAAAUUUGAUUUUGAAAUUGGAUCAAAGACGCAGAUUCCGUUGAAAUUGGUUGGAAGAGCGACUACACAACCGGAAACAUUGAUUUUGAAAUUGAGAAAACGGGAUUAUUGA
This is a messenger RNA of Caenorhabditis angaria, 2309 nucleotides long. NCBI's taxonomy places the organism in Eukaryota, Metazoa, Nematoda, Chromadorea, Rhabditida, Rhabditidae. The record is from the annotation of a GenBank genome assembly.